UUAAAAUGUCCUGAAAUCAUUACUUUUAAUAUACAAAUUUUUUGUUUAUUUUGUCGUAAAAAAUAUUUUGGAAGAUUGCUGCAACAUGCUAAUAGUGAGUUAUUUUCAGGAAUUCGUGACGCACAGCCUGAAAAUUGAUAGCUGUACGUUAAUAUACUAUUUCAGACUUUGUUUACGUAACAAGAAAAACUUAUAAAAGUCUAAAUACAUCAAUAUUAGUUGAGACGUGACAAUUAGGUCUGUUACUGCUUUAGAUAGAUAAACGAUACAGAAAAAUAGUCAUGCAAAAACAAAAUUAGUGUUAUUUUCUUGUAAUUAGUGCUCAAAAAUCUCAUACAGGUGUAACUUAGAGCAUCAUUCAGCAACUUCUGAAAAUAACUCAUUGCGUAAACGGAAGCGUGCGCACGAAAGGUUUGACACCAAUUUGAAUUUAAAAUUGUUUAAAAUGUCGCAAGUGUGUGCUAAUAAAUUACCAUUCAUGGUGAAAAGAGAUGAAGUUUUGGGCCGGUGUAUUGUGGCGACUCGAGAUAUCCAACCAGGGGAAGUUAUAACAGAGAGUCUUCCUUUGAUUGUGGGGCCUAAGAUGGCAAGUCCGCCGUUAUGUCUCGGUUGCCAUAAGAAACUAGCUUUAGCUGAGUUGAGGUACGAUUGUAGUAAAUGCUUUUGGCCUCUUUGUGGCCAAGCUUGCGAAAAUUUGCCACUACACCAAGCGGAAUGUGAGAUUUUUGCCAAAGCUGGAUAUAAACCCACCGUCAAAAACGAUAAUACCAAACAGACGGUUUAUUGUUCAAUAGCCCCGCUUCGAGCUCUUCUCCUCAAACAGAACUCACCUGAGGAGUUUAAACUUCUUUUGGACUUCCAAUCGCACCUUGAAGAACAUGAAAAGACUCAAAUCUAUCAAGUCCUUAAGAAAAGUCUAGUCCCUUUUUUCACCCAAGUCCUCAAACUUGAUACUAACGAACGUGAAAUUUUGACGAUUUGUUCGAUUUUUGAUACUAACUGUUUUGAGGUUCGUGACACUCAGAGAUUGGUUAAUAUUCGGGGAUUGUACCCUUUGAUUUCGUUUUUGUCCCAUAAUUGCAAACAUAACACCAAACAUUGCUUUAUCAAUGAUAAUUUUCGCUUAGUUCUCACAGCAUCAACGUCGAUUAAAGAAGGAGAAUUGAUUACCACGACUUACACUCAGACUCUUUGGGGCACUUUAUCUCGACGAAGUCACUUGAAAAUGGCCAAACACUUUGACUGUUUGUGUGAAAGAUGCACAGAUCCGACGGAAUUUGGGACUUACUUAAGUGCAGUUAAUUGUAACGUUUGUGGAGAUGGCAGUAAAGUUACAAGUUGUGACCCUUUAAACUCUGAGGCUAACUGGCAUUGCGAAAAAUGCGGUUUUGUGAUAACCGGAGGCGACAUGGUUUGGGGAAACGAAGUACUACAAAAAGAGUUAACUUAUUUGGAUAAAAAAAAUCCAGAGAGUUUGGAGGAGUUUUUGGAGAGGUAUGCAGAAGUAUUGCAUCCCAGGAACUCCUACUCUUUGCAAGUCAAAUACGCACUUUGUCAAAUCUACGGAAACUUGGAUGGAUUUAAGCUUGAGGAGUUGUCGCUCAAGUUGAUUGAUCGGAAAAUUGAGCUUUGUAAAGAAUUGUUAGAAAUUGCUGAGGUUUUAGAACCGGGACAGUCGUGGUUUCGAGGAUUACUUUUGUACGAUUUAUUCGAAGCACUAGUGACCAAAGAUGAACGCAGAGGAAAAGAAAUUGAAGAAGAAACAAAAAAUUAUUUGAUGGAAGCUGCUGAAAUUUUUAAUUCGGAACCAGAUAUGAGAGAUAAUAUUCAACAAAAACUGAAAAACUUAUAGCGAGUUGAAAUAACUUGUUUAAGAUAUUAGGAAAUACUGACACUACUUAUAGUACAAUGGCGAGCAUAAAAUUUUGGUAGAUAAUGUCAUUUUGAAACUUCAUCUGUUUGUCAAAGAAAGUAGUUUCCCUGUGUAAUUUUGACAAGAGGGUAUAUUAGGGAAUGACAUUGACUACUAAAAUUUAAUACUCUCCAUUGUACCUAAUGUCACAAUGAAAAUGUAAUGAAGGCUACGAAUAUUUUAUUGCAUAUUGAUAGUGUUAUACUUAACCAAAAAUACAUAUUAUAUCUAACAUCACUACAAUAAAACGCAUAUUGUUACAUACCGCAAAAUAAAAAAGGUUUAACAUGUCGUUAUUCCUUGUUAUAGUACCUAUAUUAUACUCGUACAUACAUUUAUUUCACUGUUUUUACUCGCAAAUUUAGAGUUGAAGAGUUUCUUGAUGUUUGUAGUGUUUCCUUAAAGGUAAAUACAGAUUUCGAUUAUAUUCCAGCUUUAAAGAAAUAGAUAUUUUUUUAUUGAAAUGUAAAAAUCUUGUUUAUUAAGCUUUUUUGAUAAC
Messenger RNA from Tribolium madens (black flour beetle), 2411 nucleotides. RefSeq names its product SET domain-containing protein SmydA-8-like. Gene Ontology annotation, molecular function: protein binding. The record is from RefSeq and is a predicted model, not a curated record. Bases 446 to 1852 code for a protein of 468 amino acids. The transcript has 3 exons. NCBI's taxonomy places the organism in Eukaryota, Metazoa, Arthropoda, Insecta, Coleoptera, Tenebrionidae.